Molecule: messenger RNA, 1263 nt
Organism: Erythranthe guttata (spotted monkey flower)
Lineage: Eukaryota; Viridiplantae; Streptophyta; Magnoliopsida; Lamiales; Phrymaceae
Cellular component (GO): mitochondrial large ribosomal subunit; mitochondrial ribosome
Source: RefSeq, a predicted model, not a curated record
ACUCUCUUUUAUACCCACAAUUGUUACAAAAUAGCAGAAGAGGUUUUAGGUAGGGGUUUCGUUCAGCACUACCACACCACACCUCAGAUUCGCCACCCAUCGCCACCAUCGAUCUUGCAUCAUUUGCGACGAAUUUCGGGGGAAGAAAUUAGGGUUUCUGUGGGAUAGUGCAAAAAUGAUGAGCUCAACUGUGGUGAAGAAACUGAAGCCCCUGCAUUCGUCAUUGGAUUCUUUAAGCUCGCGAUUUCUGCAGAGAUGUUCGGUCAGCGGUACAGCAAAGGGUAAGGGCAAAAUCAAAGCCGGGCAAACAUUGAAACGGUCAAAGGUCACCGUAAAAAAAGGUGGAGCACCAGCUGCUCCCGCUAAAGAAGGGCCUCGGAAGAAGAGCGAAUUCGAAGAAAUGGUUGACAAGUGUUUGACCGCCACUCCACCGUUGAGAUUCUUGAAACCCAAGGAAAAGGCCCGCGAAGCCAUGAGAGAGAAAAUGGGGCUCACAAGCAAAGGCAACGAACAGGCGAAGCAGAAGCUGAAGAAACAGGGGAAAGAUUUCGAUUCGCCUUUCGUAAUGGGAACCCCCGGUAUGGAUUUGAUCACAUUGGGUCUGGUAGAUGCCGAUAAGAUUCCGAAAUACGAGCUGAACGUCGAGGAUGGGCGAAUGCUCGCGAAGGAGUACAGUAGGGUUUUGAUGAGGAAGCAUAGGGCAAGGCAGGCUUCAGAAUCGAUGCUGUUGAAGUGCAAGAAGGAAGCCAUUGAUGCAUUGCCUGAGGAAUUGAAGGAAGCUGCUUUGGUCCCGGAUUUAACCCCUUUUCCUAUUAAUAGGUUUAUGGCGACCCUUACACCGCCGAUCGAAGGCUAUAUCGAGAAGGUUAACGAGGCGGCAAGAAGGAGUGCUAUCAAGGGGAAGCUCAGAUGAUUCGUAUUUAGAUCUCACUUUGGCAGAGAGGUUGUUGUUGCUGUUUGUGGUUCUGAAGAAAGUAUUCCUGUCAAUGGACUCCAAUUGAAGCUGCCGAACAAGUUUGCAACUGUUAGGAAAGCUAAUCUCUUCAGUUUAGAUUACAUUUUGAUGUAUGCUUUCGGAUUAGGUUGCCAAUAAUACGAUAUGUAUCCACCUCUUAGCCAUUGUUUUUUGACUUACGAUUGGAUUGGAUUUGAUUUCAUAGACGAUAUAAUCAAGUUCGGUCAAUGUUUGGGGUUCUUGGUUUCGGGACCAUGAUAAACACAAGCUCAAAUUUUAGUGAAACACGUAACUAUCAUGUUAUUUCA